Aspergillus welwitschiae is the source of this 1973-nucleotide messenger RNA. It is a transcript of the gene gprC, whose product is annotated as protein gprC. The record is from RefSeq and is a predicted model, not a curated record. Bases 309 to 1646 code for a protein of 445 amino acids. Lineage: Eukaryota; Fungi; Ascomycota; Eurotiomycetes; Eurotiales; Aspergillaceae. Gene Ontology annotation, molecular function: G protein-coupled receptor activity. Gene Ontology annotation, cellular component: plasma membrane. Gene Ontology annotation, biological process: adenylate cyclase-activating G protein-coupled receptor signaling pathway. The transcript is spliced from 2 exons.
GUCCCCUUUCCCCUCUUCUUUUACUUUUCGACUGAUCCUUGGAUAGUCCUGGCAAGUAAGUGCGAAGGCUUAACCCCUGAACUGAACACAAAUCGGCCUUCCACUGCUGUGCCCAUUCUUGAGCAUUCUAGAUACGACAAUUCAGGACUUCUCUAGAUCGCCUCAACCCUUCAUCUUCUAUCGGGGGCUGCUUCUACAAAAGCCACCGCCCUGGCUCCCAGGCCCAGCUGCAGCUUUCUCCGUCGCCUGAGGAAGAGAAUAAUGACAGCAGCCCACCCCGGCUUCCGAUUUACAAAACCCGAUCAACAAUGAGUCUUGUACAUGUCCUGAGUGCCCUGGGGGCAUUCGAUGAAGGGGGGCGAGACCUCUUCCGCCGAACGAUCUAUGGCCCCGGUGGCGUCACUCUGGACAUUGAUCCCCUCCCCAGCACUCAGCGCAAAGGUCUCAUUGCAGUCUCUGUCAUGGCAGUUUUAUCCUUCGUAGCGACACUGGCCUUGAUCUGUUUCAUCAGCUACCGACUCAUCUUCUGGCGCGGUUCAUAUGCGCGGUACAUCGGUUACAAUCAAUAUGUCAUUCUCAUCUACAACCUCGUUUUGGCCGAUCUCCAGCAAGCGCUCGCAUUCCUGAUCUGCAUCAAAUGGAUUGCAGAGGAUAAAAUAUCCGCGGAUUCGGCAGGUUGUUUCCUGCAGGGAUUCUGGCUGCAGGUAGGAGACCCAGGAAGUGGACUUUUCGUCCUGGCGAUCGCCUUUCAUACCUUCCUGCUCGUGGCUCUGGGGCGGAAAAUGAGCCAUAAAGUCUUCGUCAGCUUCGUAAUUGGAGUUUGGAUCUUUGUGGCCGUCCUUGUUAUCAUCCCCCUUGCUGCUCAUGGCCGUUACGUCUUUAUCCCAUCAGGUGCCUGGUGCUGGAUCAGCGAAGAUUACGAAUCGAUCCGUCUCUGGACGCACUACAUCUGGAUUUUCUUGGCCGAGUUCGGUACGGUCUGUCUGUACGCUGUGAUGUGGUUCCAGCUCCGGGUCCGGAUCAAGCAGUCCGCCAUUCUGGGCAGCAGUCACAUCGAAAGUCUCAAGCGCCUUCGCCGCGUUAUCGGAUACAUGGUCAUCUAUCCGAUCGCCUAUAUUGUCCUUUCGCUCCCUCUUGCCGCAGGUCGAAUGGCGACCGCGCAAGGCAACUCCCCCAGUAUAGCCUACUUCUGUGUUGCCGGUGCCAUGAUCACCAGUUCCGGACUGGUCGACGCCCUGCUGUACACCCUUACCCGUCGAAACCUGAUCUUGGAAUCGGAACCCAGUCACGAUCGCAGCUACAACCGCUUUGCGAGCAGCAAGGGCCGGAAGACCGAAAACCAUCUGACCACCAUCACCGCGGACCCCAAGAUGAACCGGACAGAUAUCAGCGCUCUGCGCAAGGGCGUCCAUGAAGACGACGAUCUCGAACAUACCGUGCGCGACGGUUCCACCGACAACAUUGUGCAGACUGCCGGUGUUGAACUGACUCCGAUGGGCAAGGUGUACCAGCACACCACGAUCGAGAUCACCUCCGAACCUGCAUUCGACAAUGGAGUCGAAGAGAGCAGCGAUCGCUCGAGCAAGGAUUCAGACCGCCACCAUGGGAGAAUCAAUGACUCGUCAGCACGGAUGUGGGGAAGAUAAAUCGCCCACUCAAUGUCCUUUUCGAAAUAAUGCCCUUUUCAUUAUUUUUUUUUCUAUGUUAUACUUCUUACGCCUAUCUUUGUACUACUAUAUACGGCUUUAUUGUAUUCUUGGUGGUGGCGGCUAUCUCAGGUUUUCCCCCCUUAUCAAUACUCUCACUCCGACGACUUCGACACCCCCACAUCCUUCCUCUCUCUGCGAUCUCCGCGGAGAAAGCAUCCCUAUCUACCUUUCAUAUUGCAUACAUUAUUAUGCACAUGUAUAUACCUUGCACCGGAUAUUUCCUUAUCUUUCUUCUUUUCUCAAAUACCUUCCAGGAAUGAUACC